Molecule: messenger RNA, 1756 nt
Organism: Uranotaenia lowii
Lineage: Eukaryota; Metazoa; Arthropoda; Insecta; Diptera; Culicidae
Product: neuroglian-like
Exons: 2
Source: RefSeq, a predicted model, not a curated record
AAAAGCUUUAGCCACGAGCGGCUUCGUCCAGAUCAAGGAUACAAAAAAGAGUUUAGUGUUUUGCGUGAUUACAGCUUGGACAAUAAAAGCCAGGGCCGACAGUCGAUGAGCUCUCAGAAAGUCGGACCAGAAAGUGAUACUGAUUCCAUGGCGGAAUAUGGUGAAGGUGAUACAGGUGGUCAAUUUACCGAAGACGGUUCCUUCAUUGGGCAGUACGUGCCCGGUAAGCCUCCAGUCAGUGCGCAGUCAACUCCGCAGAACCCGUCACUCCAGGGCGCUAACGCCGGGAUGGCCACCUACGUCUAAGCGAGCAGUGGUGUGAUGGUUAAAAAAAAGCGGAAUCGUGAAUCUCAAAGCUCGUUUUAAUAAUUGUUGAACGCAAAUACGCGGAGAUGUCGAUUGAUACUAUUUAAGAAACGACGGACGUCCAGAGUGCGGCUUAGCUGAAUUUUUCUGCAUUGAGAAAAAAAGAUAUUCGUUCAUUAGAUAUGAGAGAAAGAGAGCAGAAGAAUACAGAUACCGAUGUAACUUAUUUUCAUUUGCAUUCGAAGACAUGUUAGAUUGAAAUCUGUUUCUUUCUGAGCCUGAGGAAUUAUUUGAGCUAAGGUAGAAUGUUCUGUGGAGUGUUACGUCGACUGUUGUUUCAUUUUUUUUAUUCUAUACCAUCUUCCUUAAAACAAUGGAGUUAAUGAUUAUUUCUCAUUUGCUGCUUUAUCGAAAUCAGGUUUUUUUCCUUUUUUAUACAACUGAAUUCCCUGUAAUGACGCGACAUUUCAAGCACAAACUAUAUCAAAACAAUGAAAAAUUGAAAAUAAAUCUAUGUUUUCUUUUUCGAACACUCACAAAACAUGCCUGAGCAAAAGUAAUCGUUAGGAAUCUGUUUAAAAGCAUAAUUCAUCCUGCUUAAUAUCACUUAUACUAAAAAGGUCCAUAAAAAAUUGACGCUUUUAAGACACAAUUUAGACAACUUUUGUAAUAAGUAUUUUGUUAUUCAAAUUUUUGUGUUUCGAAGGCAGCUAGUGAAAUGAACUAGUAAAUUUUCAUUUUCUGAACCUAUAUAGCUUAUGGCUCUUAGAAUUCGAACGUAUAGCAGCAUACUUAUUGACGUGCUAAUUUAUUUUCCUAUCUUACAACCUUGGCAGCGAGACGAAAAGCAUUGUUGUUAAUUUUAUAAUUGUUUAUAAAAUUAGUGGAACAAAAUGAAUAGAUUGAAACAGAUGUUUUCUUAAAAAAAAGGUGGCACAAAAUUAUUCUCAAACCUAUCUCAACCAAAAUUCUCUCUAUUCCCAAUAUAUAAUAUUAUAAUGAAAACUCAGAGCAAGCAACAUCACAUUCACAUUUCUACUACGUUAUAAUGAAGAAAUAGACUACGCUGCAAAAAAUCUGCUAUACCUACUUAUUAAGAAUUAUUUUCAGCUACUUAUUAUAAUCAGUUGUAAAUCGAUAACGUUUGUACAUAAAACUGGCAAACGAGAACACAGAUAAGUCUUUAUUUCAGUAAAUAAUGAAAGUGCCACCACAGGAUUCAAUUCAUAUCGCAUUCCGUGGAAAGAAAAUCACGGUAAUAAUCUCAAGGAACGAAUAUUGGAUACAUGCUGAAGACAGCAAACCACUCGAAGAAAACUAUUCGGUCUCUUUUUUAUCUUUAUUUUCAUAAUUUAAAACGUUAGCUCAUAAAUUUAAGCAAACAAAACAAACAACAAAACUGCUGAAUAUUUACUUUUAUUUGUAAUAAAGGAGUAAUUUACACAAUUUA